AAACUGGAUCCGGAGGAAAUCUUCACCAAACACGAGCGCAUUGGGCGCGGCUCGUUCGGUGAAGUCUACAAAGGCAUCGACCGACGAACAUCUCAGGUGGUUGCCAUCAAGAUAAUUGAUCUGGAGCAGGCUGAGGAUGAAAUUGAGGACAUUCAGCAGGAAAUUCAGGUACUCAGCCAGUGUGAUUCACCUUACGUGACAAAGUAUUACGGCAGCUAUUUAAAGGGAUCGAAGUUAUGGAUUAUUAUGGAAUACCUGGGUGGUGGAUCUGCGUUAGAUCUCACAAAAAGUGGUCGAUUGGAUGAAAAUCAUAUUGCUGUUAUUCUUCGGGAGAUACUCAAAGGACUGGACUACCUUCAUAGUGAGCGUAAGAUACAUCGCGAUAUCAAAGCCGCCAACGUGUUGGUCAGUGAACAAGGAGAUGUGAAGGUAGCAGAUUUCGGUGUUGCCGGUCAGCUGACAGAGACAGUAAAAAAGCGGAUCACCUUUGUCGGAUCGCCGUUUUGGAUGGCACCUGAGCUCAUCAAGCAGGCUAGCUAUGACUACAAGGCCGAUAUCUGGUCGCUUGGAAUCACUGCUAUUGAGUUAGCGCAAGGUGAACCACCUCACUCAGACCUCCAUCCGAUGCGGGUGCUUUUUUUGAUCCCUAAAAAUCCGCCACCACAACUCUCCGGGCCGCAGUGGUCACGUUCGUUCAAGGACUUUGUUGAGCUUUGCCUAAACAAAGACCCGGAUAAUAGGCCAUCUGCAAGCAGUUUAUUGAAACAUCCGUUCAUUAAAAAGGCGAAAAAGAAUGGCAUAUUAGUUGAGCUGAUAGAGCGAGCACGAGAAUAUCGGUCUCGAACUGGUGUGUCCUCCGACAGUGACCUUGACGAAGACUCCGACGGUGGCGGAGGCUCAAAUAGUUGGGAUUAUCCAACAGUACGAGGCCCAGCCAGCGAUCGAACUGAAGGGAGAAGGGAUGAUCGUGAUGAGACGGUGAGGCAGCGUGACCGGCCGGUGCGUCCCAGUAUAGCGGAACGGACGCAGGUGUCAGUAAACGACGAUUACGACAAUAGUCCCGGUGGCACUAUUGUUAGAUCAAAUGCAACGGUACUAGCAGUGGCGGACCAACUGCGAGGUACUUCCCUAACGUCAUCUGUGAGCAGUGCUAAUGGUGGAAGUGCUGGUCGAGUAUCGAACACUUACGCGCCCACAACAAUAACAGUUGCUAGCCCUCCAUCGAGUCCGAACCUUCCCCGUCGAGCACCUCAGCACACCCAUUCUCCUUCAUCGUCUUCAUCACGAGCACAGGAUCGGCAGCGGCCAUCAGCGCCAAAUGCACGAAGCCAUCACCCAUCAUCAUUUCACGCUAUGGAGAAUGGUGGACGCGAAUAUGGCGGAAGCGGAGGAAGGAGUAAUCGGCUUGAGGCUGAACGUGAACGACAAACGGGUUCAGGAGGUCGAAAUGGCUAUCCCAGUUCUGUUCAUGUUUCGGCACAUCAUGAAAGAGCUCCGUCGCCCCGCCGAAGGACCCCUGGCGCUCUUGAGUACAGUCUGUUGCCAGCCCUGGAGGGGAUGUCACGCACGCGUCACGCUACAGCUGAGCUUGACGCUCUUGCUAAUGCCUUUCGCCACGCAGAGGAGGUCUGUCCGGGUAUAUGUAAUGAGCUAGUCGAAGAGAUUCUGACGCGACUGUCGCAUCCCCAAGUGAAUCAGAGUGAUUUGAGGCGAGCGGUGCAGAGAUUGACGACACGUCAGAGCUGA
Messenger RNA from Ostertagia ostertagi, 1746 nucleotides. NCBI's taxonomy places the organism in Eukaryota, Metazoa, Nematoda, Chromadorea, Rhabditida, Trichostrongylidae. The record is from the annotation of a GenBank genome assembly.